Molecule: messenger RNA, 3146 nt
Organism: Macrosteles quadrilineatus (aster leafhopper)
Lineage: Eukaryota; Metazoa; Arthropoda; Insecta; Hemiptera; Cicadellidae
Exons: 8
Coding region: 325-2523 (732 amino acids)
Cellular component (GO): plasma membrane
Molecular function (GO): GTPase activity; calcium channel regulator activity; GTP binding
Source: RefSeq, a predicted model, not a curated record
AGCGCGUUGGCUCGACUGCGGCAGCGCACAAGCAACAGCCAGAACUCGCCCGACCAUUCCUCAGGGAUCUCCGUGAGUGGGCUAGGGCGUCUGUCUCUGGGAGGGGUAGCUAAACAGAGGACAGCCGUACUGCUGCAGCGGUCGGGCCAAGCCAUCACCACCACAGCACACUCAGCCCCUGGCUCCCCAUGUCUGUCGGUUGGCAGCGCCGAGUCCACCACCGAUCUCAUCUCCACCGCCUCCAGUGCGCUUCGACGUCUACACUUCAAAUCCGCGGGUGGCGGAUAUCGCCGCAAACCUGGAUGCCCAAACUCAUCCGCGCCAAUGCCCAAGGUCGUGCUGAUGGGCAGUGGGUCCGUGUCCGUGGAGUCCGUCGGGACCAACUUCAACAACACAAGUACGGACUCGUCCAACACAGUGAUCACUAUGGUAACCGUAACCGAUAGCGGGGAGACGGAAGACAGCUUUGACCAUCCACCAGAGGACAUGAUGAGGAUCACUACCAACCUGCUGGAGGACAUGCUGGGCCCGUGCAACACCCCGGGGUCCUCUGUGGAGAAGGAGGACGAGUUCUUCUCAGCGUCCAGCACCGAGGAGCAGCCCAAGCCAUGUGAGGAGGUCAAACUCAUCUUCCAAGGCGUCGAGGAGGAAGAUGAUACGAACAUGAUACUGCUUCAGCACACCAAGAUACCUGUGGAAAACACUAAGACCAUCGUAGAGGAAACCUCUUUGCCCAUCCUGCAGUCCACAGAUCCCGCCGUGGAGUGGUACAACAUCAAGAUGCGCCAAGCCAACUUGCCUCAGAACAAAAACAACCUGUCCGCCAACAAAAGACUGAAGAUGCUUUCCAAAAGGUACGCGAAGAAUAACUUUGAAGAUGAACCGAGGGGGAGAAAACACGGAAGAAACUCCUCAGGGUUUGCUGCCGAACAGAUGACUAUUGAGAGUGAAGAAGACCCUACAGCGGUUACUGCCUCACCACCAAUACCGGACUCUCCCACUGCGAUACAAUCUGUGUACCAACCAACAAGAUCACCUCCACCCAAGACUGAAACUAUAUUUACCUUUCCGGACAUUCACGAGGAAAAAGAAAAGGAGAGGGAAAAGGAAAAAUCUCCGUCUGUUAGUAAAAAGCUGAAAACGGAAAAGGAUGCUUCUAACGACUCCUGUAAGGCGACGCCGACUCCUACUCCGGAACCGACGAUACGAGGGACUCCAGCGACCAUCGUGGUGCAACAGGCUUCGGUCACCGGAAACUCUCCGGAGUUCUCUGGUUCAGAGAGCAUCAGUCAGGAACACUCGGAGUCCGAGAGGAGACCGAGCAAGAGGAUGGACAACGACUUCAAACAACUACUGGAUGUCACUAACAACAUCACGAUACAACAGAUGCACGACUCUGGGCUGAAAUACUGCAGCCCGCACCACAGUAGGUCCCAGUCGGUCAAGACGCCCGGGUCACGCUCCAACAUACAACCUCCAGGCGCCUCCCGUCACCGCCCCAACUACCUGUGCCUGCCCCAGCAACGGUCGAGGGUCGCCUCCAUGCCUAACACCGGCGUCGAGGAGGAGUACUACCGCCUGAGACACUUCAGCAUCACCGGCAAGGGAGUGGUCAAUCGCGGGGACUCUCUGAAGAGCCGCCGGUCAAGAAGUAACAACAGCGUCGCCAGCAGCAACUCCAGUCAUAGCACGGAGCACCUGACGACAGGAGGUGCCGUGGUAGGAGGCUCGUACCCCGGGUCCGCCCGCACCUCUGCUACAACCUCCCUCGCCUCGUCCAGAGAGAGUUCCUGCGCCUCCUGUCCCGGUAUCACAGCACCCUUCCGUGUCGUGAUGCUAGGGUCCGCAGGGGUCGGCAAGUCGUCACUCAUCAGCCAAUUCAUGACGUCAGAGUACCUGCACGCCUACGACACAUCUAUAGGUUCGUCUGUCGAAGAUGACGAGUGCGGAGAGAAGUCAGUUUCAGUUCUGUUAGACGGAGAAGAAUCUGAGCUCACCUUUAUAGAUCACCCUUCCUCUGAGAUGUCGCCCGAGGACUGCCUGUCCAACUACACCUCACCUCACGCCUACUGCGUCGUCUACUCCACAGCUGACCGAGGCAGCUUCCAACAGGCAGAACAGAUGCUGCAGACCCUGUGGAAGAACGACGCCAUCAGGACCAAGGCUGUGAUUUUGGUCGCCAACAAGACGGAUCUUGUACGAAGCCGAGUCGUCUCCACGCAAGAUGGGAAGCUGAUGGCGACAGCUUACGACUGUAAGUUUAUCGAGACCUCGGUCGGCAUCAACCACAACGUCGACGAACUCCUGGUCGGGAUUCUAACACAGAUCCGUCUCAAGCUGGACAACCCUCCGGAGACUCACUACGCGAGGCGAAGGAGUCGCUCCCCCAUGAGCGGCGGCCCUGGGUUCAGGAAGUACCGGGGUCAACGAACCUCAGCCUCGCUCAAGGUCAAGGGGUUGCUCAGCAAAGUGUGGGCGAGGGACUCGAAGAGCAAGAGCUGCGAAAACCUACACGUUUUGUAGGGGUUGAGGCUAAAGCCAGAAAAUACCUUGGUAGUAGGACUUUCAAAACGUCAUCAAACAAAUAGAGUGAUGCUGUUGAAGGUCCCACAACAAAACCAUAGUUGAGCGAAUAUUGUAUUUGAUCGUUUAUAUUUCUCAAAUGGGCUACUCAAAAGUUGCAUCAAAGAGUUAAAGGUAUACAAAUACUAGAGGUUGUAUUUUUGUUGUCCACAUCCUCCACUUUAGAACUUUCUAUCGAUAUUCUACUGUAUAAGUUACAAUAACUACCUAAAACCAUUAUUUUGCCCCGAUCAGACAUUCAAGUUCUGUUACCUAAUAAGUUAAGACAUAAAUACUGCUCUUUUACUAAGUUACAUGUACUAACCUUUAAAAAAUAUGUCUAUUAUGAAUAUUUUACAAAGUAUAUCUUUAAAUAAAUUUUAGUUAUGAGUUUUGAGAAGUAGGGAUGUUUGUGCAUUUAACAACAAUUGGAGUAUUUAAAUUUCUUUUAUUAAAUAUAAUCCACAAAAACAUCAUAAUAUCAAAUUUGCAUCCUUUAUAUUGCAGCUCAGUAUUUCCAACAAUGCAAAGUUAGGCAUUCGCACGUAUGAACAUUGAGAACAUCAAUAACCGACUCAACGUAG